AUUUAUAUAAAAGCGGCAUAGUAUCGUCAUAUUUCCGAGAGCAGAAAUCAGCUGGCCAUCGGCAAUAUAAACAAAGAAGAUUCAUCAAGAAUGCAGACCAUUUACGUGAAACAAGCGCAUGUGCUAAUGUAUGUACAGCGCUUAUGUGUCCUGUGCAAGCAUGGAAUACCAAAAACUUCUCAGCUCAUUAUUACUGCAAAUGUUAAUGGAAAGUCAGAUAUAAAUAAUAGACACUAUAGUCAAAUAACUGAUAACCAUGUCAGACCACCAAAAAAGGACAAACUAGAUGAUUUCGUUUAUAAUUUAAGAAGUGCAAAAACUUACAAAAAAACAAAUAAAUGGAAGCCCAUUGCAAAAGAGACUAAACAUUUGAAAGUCAAUAAUUACAUAAAAACAGGAAAAGUUAACUCAUCAGACAGCAAUAAGAGAGUAGCCAAUCAUCAACAAGCACCAUAUAAUGAUAAGGAAAUAGAGAAGCAAGAUGCUCAGAAUGAAACUUCUUUAGAUCUUGCCGGUAUUCAGUCUUCUGUAGGAGAUUAUAAUUUGAAGAAAAAGAAAAGCACUGAAGAUCAGGAACAAUGUCCUGAUUCUACAACAUUGGUCCAAGAGCACAAACUACCAAAACAAGCUCCAUUAGAAUUACAGAACAGACUUAAAGAGAUAUAUAUCCAAGUACCGGUACCUCAAAAGAAACCCAAGAGUAUAAGCAAAGCUGAAGAAUCAUUUCUACUUGAAAUGAUAUAUCUUAAGGAAAUGAGAAAAACCCUUUCUGUAGUGGAAGAAUAUGUAAGAAACGAACAAUAUCCAUCUUUUGCUAUAUUGAGACAAUUAUGUGCAUGGGCCUCUGUUGAAGGGGCAAUAGACGAUGUGAAGAGAAUCAAAGAUAUGACUCGAAAUAGGUAUCCCAGGCAGUACAAAUCUCAUUUGUAUUUUGAUACCUAUUUUGCAAGUGCCUUGUAUUGUGAAGGAAAACUGAGAGAAAGCUUGGAUGUUCUUUAUAAACUUUUUGUUGAUCAUCCCAAACAAAUUAAGAAGACAAAAGAUACAGCUGCAUUUAUACUUCCAAAGGUGAUGGCAACGGGUGACGAAAACCAGGAGAAAUUGGCUCUCUCCUUUGUCACAAAUUUAGCAAAAGAGCAUAGUCAGCUAGGACCAGCCUUGUCACUAUGGCGAGCAGGAUUCUGCAGCCCAAGACAUCGUCAUCAUGUGAUGGUUGAUAAUUUGCUAGAACAGCAUCCCGAUUUAAUUGAACAUUUACAUAGAAAAUUAACAAGUGUAAUAAAUGAAGCAUCUUCAAAAGGAGAUAAAGAUCUUUUGCACAGAACACUGCAGCUAGUACUCUACCACAAUAUUCCUGACUUUUAUGCUCCUGCAACCAGCGCCUUAUUACAACAUCAGUGCGAGUUAGGUGAUCUCACAGGAGCUGACGAGACCCUCAGAUUUGCACAAACCAUGAAAGUGUGGCUGAAGCCUGAUGAACUACAGAGGUUCCUGAACCUUCUGAACCAUCACAAACGACCAGCUCCACUCACGGUCCUUAGGCUGAAGUACGGCCGGGCACCUCCAGAACCUCUGUCAGUGCCCAGAGCACCUAAGUUUGAGUAUAAAUUCUAACAGUGAUAUACAGGUAAUGUUUAAGCAAUUGUUUUUCUUCUUUUCCUUUCUUAUCUUCAAUGUUGGUGAAUAUAAGGUUUGAAGAAUAAUGUUACUCUUUCUGACAUUGCCAAAUGUUAUUUUUUUAUUUCUGUAAUUAUUGUUGAUUGGUUAUGUUUGUUCAUUUUUAUUAUUUUUAAUUGUGGCUAUUAUCCUCUUUUUUAUUAUUAUUGAUGAUAUAAUAUGAAUUCAUUUUAUUGUAUGUAUUGGCUUCUUCAGAAGAAAUUAAAUACUACUGAAAGUAAGGUUUUAGUGUCUUUUCUUGUUAAAUUGUUAUAGUUAUAUAUAUACUUCUUAAAAAUGUAUCAAUAGCAGUAGAAUAUCUAUAUUUUUAUUCAAAUAUUAUAAAGAUCACAUGCAUUGUUUCAAAAAUCACUAAUAUGCUUUUUUAUUAGUAAAAGAG
Molecule: messenger RNA, 2056 nt
Organism: Penaeus monodon (black tiger shrimp)
Lineage: Eukaryota; Metazoa; Arthropoda; Malacostraca; Decapoda; Penaeidae
Exons: 7
Coding region: 91-1614 (507 amino acids)
Source: RefSeq, a predicted model, not a curated record